Marasmius oreades (fairy-ring Marasmius) is the source of this 1826-nucleotide messenger RNA. RefSeq lists its product as uncharacterized. The transcript is spliced from 3 exons. Lineage: Eukaryota; Fungi; Basidiomycota; Agaricomycetes; Agaricales; Marasmiaceae. Gene Ontology annotation, molecular function: hydrolase activity, hydrolyzing O-glycosyl compounds. The coding region runs from base 660 to 1763 and encodes 367 amino acids. The record is from RefSeq and is a predicted model, not a curated record.
GGUAUAUUUUUCCCUUACCCAUCCCGGUGGAUUAAAUCUCAAGCGCGUCGAAACGGCUUUCUGCCGAUAUCCCUUACUCGCUAUCGGAGAACGAGACUCUACGAGGCGGGCGAUUGAUCUGUGCAUCUCUCAACAGCAAUUCUUGAACUCGUCUGCAAAGUCAAAAAGGAACUGGGAAGCGAUAUAAGUGAGUGCUGUGGUUAUAGACAUUCAUUGGAAGGACCAUAUGGAUAGCGUCCCAAGGGAGACUCAUUUAUAUCACUCAGUUGAGAUGACCAUCUGGGCCUCGUUCGCACCCAUGCUUCACGAUUUACCUCGUGACGAACGCUGUUGAUGGAUCCCUUCCAUUGAUCGUUAUCAGACUCAAGAUUGCAAGUCAUAAGAUUGUGAAUAGUUGUGGCAUACAGGGAAAGAACUUGGACGACUUUCUCCCCAUUGAACCCUUCUGUUACCCAUAAGGGGCACCAAAGGAGAGACCUGACUUCAAGGCCCACCUCGCUUCCUCAAUGCGGCUGUUCAGCGUCGGCGUCCUCUGGGUACUUGCCCUCCCUCUCUUCGCAACAGCUCAAGACCUCCAACCCCUCCACGCCUCCUCCUGAUGGAUCCUCGACUCCAACAACCAACGCUUCAAAUUCCGCUGCAUCAAUUGGGCCGGCCAUAUGGAAGCUCACAUCCCAGAAGGCCUUCAACACAACUCGGUCGAAAAUAUCACUGCCCUAAUCUCCGACUCUGGAUUCAACUGUGUCCGUCUCACGUGGAGUAUCGAAAUGGCUCUUAACCAGGGAUUACAAGUCAGCGACAGUUUCGGUACGCUCGCUAGUCGGACAAACGCGCCAGCUGAUGCGGUGGAGAAUUUAUGGAACAGAGUUGUGGAGAAGAAUCCAUGGAUUCAGGGGGCUACAGUCAUUGAGGCGUUUGGGAAAGUGGUUGAUAUGCUUGGUUCCAAGAAUCUACGCGUGAUGUUGGAUAACCAUGUCAGCAAGGCAUCGUGGUGUUGCAAUUUAGAGGACGGUAAUGGAUUUUGGGACGAAGCGAGGGGUUAUCUCGAUGCCAAUUCUCGCUUUUUCAGGACUGAGGAAUGGCUUGAAGCGCUCGAAGCUAUGGCCAAAUUCUCUGCAUUCCAUCCCGCCGUUGCUGGCAUCGGUUUGCGGAACGAGAUUCGCGAAUCGGGGCUUCAAUUCCUCACAAGCCGGAGUGAUUGGUAUACGUAUGUUGCUCGUGGGGCAACGGCUGUUCAUAAUGCGAACAAAGACUUGUUGAUUGCUGUCGGAGGCGUGCUUUCAUCGACGGAUGCUUCGUUCCUUCGCACGAGUCCGUUCGACCGCUCUCCGUACGGUGAUAAGGUCGUGUGGGAGUGGCACACGUACACCUUCUCGCCUACUUGGAUUACUACAGGUGGCAACUGCGCGUUGUGGAAACAAGCAGUCGGUGGGUUCACUGGGUUCCUGCUCGCCCAGGGACAGGGAUACACAGGACCGUUGUGGUUGUCCGAGUUUGGGUUCAGCAUGUCGGCUGGUGGGCCACCAGAGCGAAGCGGUUUGGACGAGGAUGCUUUUAACUAUGUCCAGUGUCUAAUCGAGUACUUGACGAGUAAUGACGGGGACUGGGCACUUUGGGCGAUUCAAGGGAACUAUUAUGUCCGUGACGGAAACGUCGAUAGCGAUGAGCCAUGGGGAUUGCUGAAUACUGGCUGGUCUGCUUGGAGGAACCCAGCGGUUAAGCAAUUACUCGGAGCCAUAUGGGAUGUUACUCAACAUCCUUAGGAGCUUUCAUUACAAGGGUGGAAAAGUCGUGGUCGUGUAUUACUUGUAGUGGGAAUGUGACCU